CAAAAAAUCUUUAGUUUACAUAGAAGACAAUACAGUUUAUAACACUCAUUUAAUCUACAUAUAGUUACAUAUUUAAAAUACACUGUAAACUUAGCAAAAGGGCGUGAAUUAGAGGUGAGAUUUAAGAAUAUGGCGCGUUUGGUGUUUACGGAUAAGGAUCACAAUGCCUACGAUCCCAAAAAGUACAAGGUGGUUCACAAGAAUCAUUGGCGUCAGGUCAGCCUUCGAUUGGCGCCCACACAGAAGAAAUGGUGGGAGGAUCCCGAUGUCAUUGUUGCCUUCAACUUGCCGCGCAUCAGCGCUCGCCUCGAGCGUCUCAUGGGCACCAACGUGGUCAAGUUGACGGACCGGGCCUACAUGAAGGAAUUGCGCGAACGCAUCGACGAGGAUUACCGCAAGCAGCUCUUGGCCCGCAUUAGAGCCCGUGAGCUUAAAGAGGUGGAGCGUGAGCGCAUGCUGAUUAUUGAAGGAAAGUCGGAUAUAAUACCCGAGGAACUGGCCGACGAUCCCAUCUUCAUGGUCAACAAAGAUGCCAACACAGAGAUACUCAAAGAGCGCUCCAAGCUGAAAACAAGUCGCGAGAAGAACGCCGAGAGACUAAAGGUGCAGGGCGUUAAAUGGGAGCGAGAGAGAUUGCAACAUGCGGCCAAGGAGGCCGAGAUGUUGGCCAAGAAGCACGAGAGACAGCGGCAACAGAAGCUACUCGUCGAGCAGUACAGAACCGAGGAUGCCGAAAGGGGCAUGGACCUGUUGCGCAUCCAUAAUGAGGAUUGGCGGGAAUGCGAACAGAAUCUGAAGGAGUUCCUGGAAAGUGAACGGGCCAAAAUGAAGGAACGUUCACUGCGUGUGCCCAAACCGUUCACUUCAGAUCCACAGGAUAUAUUAAAUAUAGUGCGUGCUCGUCAAAAGUUUCGGGAGACAGAGCUGCGUAUACGUCAUCAGCUGGAGGAUGACAAGAAAAUCGUGGUACCUGUUAGUGCGGCUGGCAAUGUGGACAACUUAAUAAUGGAGGACAUCAUUGGAGACACCAUUGAGAUGCCAAAGGAACCUUCAUUGGAUGGCGAUUAUCCCGGAGCCAUACAAACCAAAUAUAUGGAUGAUGCCUCCGAUGUGUCCGAGGAGUCGGUUAAGAGUGAAAGUCUCAUCAGUCUGACAGUUGCCAAGCAGGAAUAUGCCGAAGUUCUGCAGGCCGAGAUGGAGGAUGAGUAUAAUCGGGGACUUCUGAUAUCCAAGCAACAAUAUGAUCAAUUGCGCUUCGAGGAUGAGAAAAUUGUGGCCCUACGCAAUGCCAAGAAUAUACUCGAGCUCUAUCAGCUGGCCGAGCAGAUUAUUAUGGGUGAUGUGGUCGAGGACGAGCCCGAAGAGGUCGGCAAUGAGUCGGGAGCAGAGUCUUAAAAACCAGUUAAAUAAUCGUUACUUUAUUUAUUUUCGAUGCAUUUCUGUCACAUCUAUUAACGGUACAAAUUAUUUCAAAGAAGUUUUCAAACAUUAGCCAUAUACUUGUAAAUUUUACUCGAUGACAAACAAUUGAUGAUGAAAUUUUAUCAAAAAAUAUCUCAAAAUUGUCAAAAUUGCAGAAAAUUUUGCGGGAACUGGAUAUAUGUACACAAAAUAUCCAAGGCGUUAGGUUAGACACUAUGGCGAACUGUCAAUACGAAAUCUCAGUAGCAGUCAGUGCGAUUUACCUGUUGAUAUGUGUCAAUGAAGUUUAAUUAAAGCUGUAACCUGUUGAAGAUAAUAAAAACCCACAUAUUAAACUUAA
Molecule: messenger RNA, 1762 nt
Organism: Drosophila innubila
Lineage: Eukaryota; Metazoa; Arthropoda; Insecta; Diptera; Drosophilidae
Product: reticulocyte-binding protein 2 homolog a
Exons: 8
Coding region: 130-1395 (421 amino acids)
Source: RefSeq, a predicted model, not a curated record